Messenger RNA from Helianthus annuus (common sunflower), 2660 nucleotides. Its product is annotated as 11S globulin subunit beta. The record is from RefSeq and is a predicted model, not a curated record. Gene Ontology annotation, molecular function: nutrient reservoir activity. NCBI's taxonomy places the organism in Eukaryota, Viridiplantae, Streptophyta, Magnoliopsida, Asterales, Asteraceae. The transcript has 5 exons. Bases 646 to 2544 code for a protein of 632 amino acids.
GAACUGAAUAUUAUCUCUUUCUAGAUCCAUCAAACCUUUGUUCAUCCCCUCUUUCUACAACAACAGCCUUGACCGUCGGGUACAUUAACCAACCACCAUCUCACCUUGAAUCUCCACCAAAUCCAUCAAAACAAUGUCGUCGUCCAUAAGAAACCAACACUUUCACGUUUUUCCUACCAUUUUCACCUGGUUCUUCGCAGAUCUGAGCCAUCUAUUAAAAAAUCGGUUCGAUUUGCCGGACCAAUUGAGGGGAAACUGAUGGCAGCAGAGGAGUUCAAGUCUCACAUCAUCGGCGAACAAGCAAACGUGCUGAUGUUUGUUUACACAGUGGCGACUACCUUUAGUGGUGAUGGACUUGCAAAAUCAUUGAUACCAAUUACCACCUGGGAUGAUAGCGGCCGACUUUUGUUUACAUGGAGAAACAAGAUGGUCGUUUCUGUUCACUGAAUCCCAAGACGUGUAUAAUCUAUAAUAUUCCUUCUAGGCCACAUUCGCCACAUAUUUCCUUAAAAUCCAACGUGUACACUAUGCUCAGACUAUACUUGCCACCAUUUUCCUUGCGUGUCAACCCCUCACACUCCAACACUCACUAUAUAACCAUGCUAACCACCACCUGACCUCACCAACUCACAGCAUCGAUCAACAAUGAGGUCUGCCACUGGACUCGUCCCUCUGGGACUUUGCUUGCUACUGCUCUUUCAUGGCUCGUUGGCUCAGAUCCCAUUCCAACGUCAGCCGCAGUCACCCCGUUUAAGUGGACGGUCCGACUGCCAGUUUCAACAGAUCACCGCUAGAGAACCCAACCGACGUCAGGUUUCUGAGGCCGGGGUUUCUGAGUUCUGGGACUCCUUCGAGGGCGACGAACUAGAAUGCGCCGGUGUGCAAGUAGUUCGUCAUAUAAUUAACCCUAGAGGCCUUCUGUUGCCUUACUACCCUAACACACCUGAACUCGUCUAUGUUGUACGAGGUCAAGGUCUUCAGGGAACAGUGCUUCCCGGAUGCGUGGAAACGUUUGAGACAUCAGAGGGUGGAAGGGAACAGUUUUUUGACAAGCAUCAGAAGGUUUACAGAUACAGGGAAGGUGAUAUAUUGGCAUUGCCUGCUGGCGCAGUUCAUUGGACCUAUAACGAAGGUGACACACCUUUGGUGGUUGUUGCUCUUCGUGACACCAGCAAUGUGGCCAACCAGCUUGAUCGUAACUUUAAGAAAUUCUUUUUGGCUGGAAACCCACAAAGCCAGGAGCAACAAGGAGAACCUUGGGGACAAUCACAACGACCAAGAGGCCGCCACGGACAAUCACAGAGACCAGGAUGGGAAACAGGCCGCCAUGGACAAUCACAAAGACCAGGAUGGGAGACACGCCCCAGACAAUCACAAAGACCAGGAUGGGAGACGGGCCGCCAUGGACAAACGCAGCGUCCAUCGUGGGAAACGGGUCGCACUGGACAAUCCCAGAGACCAGGAUGGGAGACCGGCCGUCCCGAACAACAACGACAGAGACAAGGCCAGACACAACGUCCAUCAUGGGAGACUCGCCGCUCUGGCCAGACCCAACGUCCAUCAUGGGAGACGGGCCGCCCUGGACAAUCACAACGACCAUCAUGGGAGACGGGCCGCCAGCAGCAACAACCAUGGUGGGAGACAAGCCGCCACGGACAGUCGCAACGACCAUCAUGGGAGCGAGAAGAACAAGAAUGGGAACAGUAUCAUCCUGGCCAGCAACGAGCAGGUGGCAGACAUCAGGGCGGCAAAUACCAACAAGAACAAGAAGGUUAUAACAUGCUUGCCGGUUUUGAUGACGAAAUUCUCCAACAAGUUUACGAUAUCGAAUACGACAUCGUGAUGCAGCUAAAAGGAUUAAACGAUGAUCGUGGUUUAAUCGUUCUAGCUGAAGAUUUCCAAGUUUUGAUCCCAGAAGAACAAGAACAAUAUUUCUCAUCACGUGGCAACGGCAUAGAGCAAACAAUAUGCUCCACCCAGUUGAGGGCCAACAUUGCCAGCCCAGCUAUUGCUGACGUGUACAACCCACGUGGCGGCCGCAUCAGCACUCUCAACAGUCAUAAGCUCCCAGUACUCGAGUCGUUCCAACUUAGCGCUGAGAGAGGAGUCCUGUACAAGAAUGCUGUGCUUGCACCACACUACAACUUGAACGCCCAUAGCAUAAUGUACAUCAUAAGCGGUAGCAGCCGUCUCCAGAUUGUGCGAAACGAUGGGUCACAGGUGUUUGAUGACUGGGUACAAGAGGGUCAGCUGAUUGUGGUUCCACAGGACUUUGCAGUGAUCAAGAAAGCCGGGGAAGAAGGAUGCGAAUGGGUGGCGUUCAAGACCAACGACAACGCGAUGACAACGCAGUUGGCCGGACGUUUCUCGUACAUCCGUGCGCUCCCAGAGGAAGUGUUGAUGAACUCAUACAGCAUCUCACGAGAAGAUGCUAAGAUCCUCAAGUAUAGCCGGAAGGAAGGUGUGGUUUUGAGCCCAGGGUCCGGGUCUAUCUCACCCAUAAAAAAGGCCGAGAAUGUUGUGUUAAAAGCUCUUUUUGGUUAGAUCAAAGUCAGUGUUAUGUAUGUAUGUAUGAUAUGAGAAUAAAAGCAGGUCACACGGUCUAUGUAAUAUGAUGUAUUAAGCCUUUGAGAAUAAAACUUCCAACUUCUGUUUUCGAA